AUGGCCGACAAAUUGGACAUGUCUCUGGACGACAUCAUUCAGCUGAACCGCAGUCAGCGGGGCGGCCGCGGUCGUGGCCGAGGUGGGGGCUGGGGCCCAGGCCGGGCCAGCUCCCAGGGAGGCCGCGGUGGCGGAGCGCAGGCCCCCGCACCAGUGAACCCAGUGAGCCGAGGCGGCGGGCCCAUCCGGAACCGGAACCGGGCGGCCCUCGGCCGAGGCUGCGCGGCGGGUGGCCGAGGCAGGAACCGGCCGGCGCCCUACAGCCGGCCCACACAGCUUCCCGACAGGUGGCAACACGACCUUUUCGACAGCGGCUUCGGCGGGGGCGCCGGCGUGGAGACGGGAGGCAAACUGCUGGUGUCCAACCUGGACUUGGGAGUGUCGGACGCGGACAUCCAGGAGCUGUUUGCGGACUGCGGGACUCUGAAGAAGGCCGCCCUGCACUACGACCGCUCUGGCCGCAGCCUGGGAACGGCCCACGUGCACUUUGAGCGGAAGGCAGACGCCCUGGCAGCCAUGCAGCGGUACCACGGCGUCCCCUUGGACGGCCGCCCCAUGAGCAUCCAGCUCCUCACCUCACAGGCAGACACGCGGCGCAGGCCGGGACCCAGUGGCAACAGAGGCGGGAGGACCUGGAACCGAGGAUCUGGAGGCUCCGGUGGCGGCACCCGCAGAGGCGCCCGCGGAGGCAGCCGGGGCAGAGGCAGGGGCACCGGCCGGAGUUCCAGGCAGCAGAUGUCGGCGGAGGAGCUGGAUGCCCAGCUGGACGCUUACAAUGAGAGGAUGGACACCAGCUAA
This is a messenger RNA of Myotis myotis, 798 nucleotides long. RefSeq names its product THO complex subunit 4-like. NCBI's taxonomy places the organism in Eukaryota, Metazoa, Chordata, Mammalia, Chiroptera, Vespertilionidae. Gene Ontology annotation, molecular function: mRNA binding. The record is from RefSeq and is a predicted model, not a curated record. The transcript has a single exon. Bases 1 to 798 code for a protein of 265 amino acids. Gene Ontology annotation, biological process: mRNA export from nucleus. Gene Ontology annotation, cellular component: nucleus.